Messenger RNA from Belonocnema kinseyi, 2696 nucleotides. RefSeq lists its product as uncharacterized. The transcript has 5 exons. The coding region runs from base 730 to 1596 and encodes 288 amino acids. Lineage: Eukaryota; Metazoa; Arthropoda; Insecta; Hymenoptera; Cynipidae. The record is from RefSeq and is a predicted model, not a curated record.
CAUUUAAGGCAACAGAUGACGAAAAGUUCGUCGGGUCGGUUGUCUGUUUUUUUGGACUGGAAGCCUGGAGAACGGUCGAACUCGGAGAACAAGGUCACACCAGGUAGACAGACCUAGCACAGCGUAUGGCCGCUACGGGUUGGUGCGCGCUCCACAAAAUGCUAACAAUCCAACAGAUCGUUGCUUUCCUGUCCGAGAAGGCAGUCGAUGAACCUUAGGUCUCAGGAACCUAGUCGCACGUGUCUUAUUCACUAUAAGCUCAAUAUUUCAAUUUAAAUUAAGAGCACCUCCUUUAAGAGCCCAAAAUUAAAAGAGGUACCCCAAAUUCAAACUCUUCAAAAAGUCGGUUCAAACUUCGGGCAGUGAUCGUGACGAUCGUGAACACUGAAGGUACAUCCUGUCGACACGCUUCCGCACCUGGAGGAUUCCCUCGUGUGUGUCACGCACACAGAUUUAAUUCUUGCUUCGAGUUUGAAAGAGUUCAAACGUGAAACUCGCAAUCUUCUUCAAAACUUCGAGUAAACUUUUUUAUUUUGCGGUCUGUUUGUGGAUAAAUAGUCGGUGACGUGUGAUGUAACUAGGAAUGGUAAUAUAUCGAAGCAAGCGUCGCUCGACGCUUUUACGAUCUGAUAAAACUGGCUAAAAAUACCGAGUUUUAUCAAAAACAGCUUCGAUAAGCCCUUCAGUUUUCGUGAAACUGCGCUAGGUGCAAGACGUAUUCGGGCAGCUAUGAAACCGGAGGCUGAUCACAGACUUGAGCAGCUCAAAAAAGCGACAGACAGAAUACAAAAAGAAAUCGAAGAAGUUACAGAAAGGGAACACGAACUUCGAAACGUAGGAAGCAUCAAGACCACGUCACAUGAAACCGUCGAUUCGAAGGUUCGACGAAUGCCACAAGCCCUUGCAUCAGGAAAACUGAAAAGAACAACAUCAACUCCCCAAAUUUUGGAAGCAGUAACAUCUCCCACAACCCCGGUGGCACCGACUUUAACACCUAAAAUGACCAACGGUGUGAUUUCUACUCGCACAACACCCACACCUCUUCGUUUCGCAACAAGCCCUAGCCAAAAAGGAUUGAUGCACAGGUUUUUAGCUACUCGAGGGAAAAUUUAUAAAUCACAGCCAGCUUCCAAUAAUGAAUUUAAUAAGCAGUCUCCUGUUCCGACUAUUACUCUAAAUCCCCUGAGUAUAAAGGCUUUCAAUAGAAGUUUGGAAAUUCAGAUCGAACCUGAUGAACCUAAAGUGAAACCAACAAGAAAAGGAUAUGUUCCAGUGGAACAGAAAAUUCAGAAGGAACUCAAUGAGAUGAAAGAACGAGAAAAUGAAUUGAUGAGAUCAAAAAUGCUGGCAAAGUCUCAACCAAAUUUACUGGAUAUAGGCAAUGACACUGACUCAGAUAUUUAUGAUGGCGCGAGUUCGUUAAGAAGCGGCACAUCGACUAAUACUUUAAACGAAGAUGAGGUAGAAAAGGAAAAUAAAAUAAGGCAUAAGCCAAAUCCAAGACGUCGUAGUACAUUGAUAGCACAGUGGGAGAACCUAAUCGCCUCUAAAAAAGAGACGACUGAUAACUGCAACGAAAACAACAACACCGUAUAAAAUUGAAAGAUAUAAAUUUCAUUCUACUCCUAGAAUUGUAAACCUACAUUUGCAUACAAUAAUUUAUAGUACCUAACUAAUUAAGUUCUAAGCCUUAGUGCGGAAAUAAGACGCUAAGCGUCAAUUCAUGAGGUAUGAAAAUUGAGAUAUGUUUUGAGCCAUAUCUAUAAAAAAAGAAAGAAGCUUUAGAUGUCUUCUAAUCGCUUUAAGCCGAUUAAAGAAGCAUUAACAAAUGAAAAGACUUGUUGGAACCUGAUAGAUCGUAAGCUCGUUGGUUUAAUCGACUAAAAUGAUUUUUGCUUCAUAGCAAUUCAGUAUUAAAUUAUCAUGAUUAAAUUAUACGAUUAUCAUGUUAAGGAUGACAUUGCAAUCAAAUUGAUAAUUUAAGAUGCGCGUGUAAUUCGUUAUCCGAGCCUCUGUUAAUGGAAAAGACAUCGCAUCUAGGGGGUUAUUUAUUUAUAAUAAGAACUAAAUUCCCUAAAUUUGAGAGUAAGAUUCAUCAAUCAUAAAUAUUUUCGAAAGUUUCUUCUAAUAUUUACUGCAAAAUAAAAUAUUUUUUUAAAUUUGAAUGAUGCAUAUACAUUGCACUUGAAAAAUCUUUAAAGUGGAAUUAGUCGUCCUAUGAUAUUUAUUGACAGUAUUUAACAAAAUAAAAAAUCGUGUCUUAAAUUUAAUAUAAAGUUAAAAUUAUCUACCAGAGUCAAAUUUAAUAAUGUUUAUUUAGUCAAUAUUAUUUAUUGAAAUGCGUAAAAUGUGGUUCAUAAUUUAAUAUAUUUAUAGUAUUGCGUUAUUUGAAAAAAUCGGGACCAGAGUUAAAUUUUGAGAGGAGUUUAGGAUAAUUAUUAUCCAGAUUAUUUGUAAUUUUUCGACUUUUCUCUGAGUAUGUGAAGUAGGAUCCCGGUGGAGGCCUUUUUUAGGUAGAAUUAUGAUUAGGAAGUUACAAUAGCAUUUAUACGAUGGCAAGCAAAAAAUCUCUUAAUUUAAUUAUUUUGUGUAUUAUAUAUUAGGCAGAGAUGGUAAUGAUACUGAUUGGGUAACACAUUUGUAAACAUCUUCAACUAUGCCAAUUAUUUUUAUAAAAAUAUACGAUUACUUCUUAA